Messenger RNA from Trichobilharzia szidati, 2799 nucleotides. Lineage: Eukaryota; Metazoa; Platyhelminthes; Trematoda; Strigeidida; Schistosomatidae. The record is from the annotation of a GenBank genome assembly.
AUGCUAUCCCGUUGCUGCAGUAGGUGUAGUAACUGGGAUGUACAUACAUUCUUCGUUCAAAUGAAAAAAAAUGCUGACGUCCUUAUAAUAUUAUUGAGUGCGAUCGGAAUGUGGCUUUCUUCAUUCCCAAGUUGUUCACAGUCAAUUAAAGUUACUAAAGACAGCUCUUCAUUCGACGCACUCUUUAACUCGGAGUCAAUUAUCCGUGAUUUGGCUAACAGCUCCUAUAAAAUGGACUUCAGAAAGUCGGGUCCUGUGGUCGGUGUACUUCUGUACGCUAACUGGGAUGCAGAUUCAAAUAAGGCGAAAUCGUCUUUUGAAGCUGUUCAGAACAUAAUUCCUUAUAAUAUCUUCGCUGUUAACUGUGGCUUGAAGUCAUCUUUAUGUGCUCGAACAGAAACAGUGAGGCUUUUUCCUCAACUGAACGUCCACACGUCUCCGACAGCCGUAUUUCACUAUUCGGGUCCCUUUACUGUCAGACAUCUUUUAAAUUCGUUUCGUCUUAUUGGCUCUCCGAUGAAGGCAGUAAAUAAACUCAGUGAUUUGCUUUCACUAAUAUUAAACCACAAGGUGAUCGUUUUAGGAUCUUUCAAUUUCCAUUGCGUGCAGAAUAUGUCAGACUUUAAUCAGUUUUAUCAAACUUCUGUCGCAACUAGUGAUCUUGACACUUCUCUUCAAAUGAACAAAGAUAUUGUUUUCUCUCUAUCAACAAUCCCACAAAUAUGUCAUUCGAAUGCUACUGAUGCAGGAACUCAAAUUACCCUUGUUCUUUCUUGUGGAAGCAAAACAUACUUCUAUGUUCACCACAUCAAGCGUUUUGAGAAGAGUAAUUUACUACACCUGCUGUCUCAAAAGGUUUCGGAUUGUCGAAAACAUGCUACUUCAUGUUUUAACCCAGUAGACAUAACACCUUUAAGAAACCGACGCUCCAAUUUAUGGAGCAGUAUUUUGAGAAGAAACCCCAUACUUCUGUUAAUUGGUCCUCAUUUGACCUUGGCUGAACCAACGGACCUACCACUUUACUUGUUGAAAGUAUUGAAACUGUCUUAUCUUCCGCAUGAAAAGUGCCACAGUUUUGUGAUGGAUCCGUCAUUGGGGAAUUUCAAAUGGAAUUUGUCCACUAAAGAUUCAUUGGAAGUUCUUAGUGAAGGUGCAGUUUUAGCCUCACGCAAGCGUUGUAGGUUGGCGGCUAAUUGCCCCAGGUGGUGGGCCUUCAUCAGUUCUCAUGCUGGGAUCAGAAGUGAAAAUAUCUGUGAGCAAAAAGAAAGCCUUUCUGGCUCUGGAUAUAAUUUACAAGACCACGCAAAUAACCUUACUCAAGGCGGUAAGAUUAACUCAACCUUAUCAAGAAUUCUUGGUUUACUUGGAAACAACACAAUAGCAAACGAUAUUAUCAAACAGGCUGUCAGACUAAUGUAUGAAAUUUCUCUGUAUGAUACACAAAAUACAAUGAAUUUUUCAUCAUCUCUACCUAAUAAUUAUAAUGGAAUUGAUGGGCGAGUUGUUGUUGAACAGUUAAAUUUUAUGUGUUGUCACUGGUAUCAUGUUGAUCUUUCAGUGAACACCGGUGAAUCAUUUAACAAUGAAUGUCAAAAUGAUGCAUUGCACACAGAUAUAUCUUACGAAAAAUUGAAGAGUUCAGUUGCCUAUGGUCUGGGUUGUUCAUUCAAUAGAACAUUAGAAUUUCAUACUUUGGAUUCAUCCUUACAGCCAACAUUAGCUUGGGAAAUUGGAGGAUAUUUACACAAUUCUAAAUGGCUUGGCUCUAAUCAGUUGGGUGCUGCGAUUAUUGAUAUGCAGAAUGAGAAUGUUUUCCGCCUGGAAGAAGCCGUUAAUUUUCAGUCUUUGAGUCGAUUUAUAUCAGGAUUUCAUAAUUCAACUCUACGACCAUGGUUAAGGCAUUCGGGAAAAAAUGAUGAAGCUUCAUUUAACUAUUCACGUACUAGCGAUACUCUUGUCGUUGAUAUCAAACAUCCAAUACAAUUGGAAAAUUUGAUUGAUCAGUCAUUCGACUUAGGAGAACCAAGGAAAAACGUGAUUUUACUUUAUUAUUCAACAACAUGCGUAUACUCAUAUGGUGGAAAUAGCGCUUUGUGGCAGUUUGAGGCAGCUGCUCGCUUUUUCGAAUCGAAUCACCACCUUUUGUUUGCUAAAGUGGAUGUAUCGAAAAUGGAUCUUCCUUGGCAUUUAAGAGUUGAGAAUAUCCCGUGUAUAAUAUUUUUUCCAGCAAAUAGGUCUUCUUAUUCAUCUGUCUUUCCUAUGGAAUCUAUAAGUUCCACUGAUCUCUUUACCCAGUUAGUAACUUUUGUACAUGAACAAAUUAAUCACGAUGAAUGUGGUCAUGAACAAGAGAAAAUGAGUCGAUUUCAAAACAGUUCACGUUUUGCUGCUGAACUUACAUCACAGUUAUUAGAGAGUAUGAAGUCAAAAGCAUCAGAUGAAUUGAUUCAGUUGUUGCACGAAUCACAGAACAUUUGUAAUACACAAUCACUUUCUUAUUCAAAAACUUUAUGUUUAAGUGGUAUACAAAAAGCUGUAUUCAUGAAAUCCCAUGGAUAUCAUAGUACACAAUCAACUUCUACAAAAAUGUUAAACUCACUUGAAGAAAAAUUGAAUACGUUAAAUGAUAAAAUUACUCAAAAUACACUUCCCUUUUGUUUGCUAACAUAUAAUCAAAAACAGUUAAUAGUACAGUCAAUUAAAGUUUAUUCCAAAUUGUGGAAUAUUAUUAGCAAACACAAUGCUCAGAUUGUAGAUAAACUGAAGAUUUUAUCGAAUUAUUCAUAUUUAGAAUUGUAA